Molecule: messenger RNA, 1427 nt
Organism: Dicentrarchus labrax (European seabass)
Lineage: Eukaryota; Metazoa; Chordata; Actinopteri; Moronidae
Product: butyrophilin subfamily 3 member A2-like
Exons: 9
Coding region: 50-1411 (453 amino acids)
Source: RefSeq, a predicted model, not a curated record
ACAUUCAGAUGACGGGACUCUGCCAUGCAACACUCAGCAGAGCUCCAAGAUGCUUUUCUACGCAGACGAAAAGCUCCUUAAAUCUCAUCCCACAACCCUCAUUGUUCUGGUUUUCCAUCUUCUUCUAACACACUUCUGUAGAGGUCAGUCUCAGCUGAUUGGCUCAUCCCAGCCAAUAGAAGCAACACUUGGCCACGACAUAAUUUUGCCUUGUCAUCUGGACCCUGCGGAAGAUGCCUCUGGUUUGACACUGGAGUGGACGAGAGCUGACCUGAACCCCAGAUUUGUCCAUGUGUGGCGUGAUGGUCAAGAACUUGAGAGUAAAAAACAUCCUUCCUUCGAGGGAAGAACGUCACUGUUCAUCAAUGAGCUGAAGCUGGGAAACAUUUCACUGAAACUCUCUAAAGUGAAGGCUGGUGAUCAGGGAACGUACAGAUGCUUUAUUCCAUCACCAGGGAAGCAAUCUUCUGUUCAGCUAGUUGUUGGAUCAGAUGCUGUCACCUUACCGGUUGUAACUUUGGCUGGCAUUGAUAAAGACACUAGUGGAGUGGUUCUACAGUGUGAGUCUAAAGGCUGGUAUCCAGAGCCUGAGGUGGUCUGGCUGGACAGUGAGGGAAACCUCCUCUCUGCUGGACCUACAGAGACAGUCAGAGGUCCUGAUGACCUCUAUACUGUCAGCAGCAGAGUGACUGUGGAGAAGAGACACAGCAACAACUUCACCUGUAGAGUCCAACAGAAGGACAUCCACCAGACCAGAGAGACACUAUUCUGUAUUUCAGAUGAUUUCUAUAAAGUCCACUCCAGUUCUGCUGUUCCCAUCAUUGUUGGUUUGGCUGUUUGUUUGGCUCUUUGCAUCGUGUCUAUUCUGUUACUUGUUUUCUUUCUGUUGAAGAUCAAGAAAUAUCACAGAGAUGACAACGAUAGAGAGAAAAACUGUUCUAAAAAAAAUAAAACUGCAGAUCAGUCUGUCACUAAAGAAGAAACAGAGAGAGUGACACUGAUGACAGUGCAGAUGAAGAAUGUGAACAAGAAAAAAAGGAAAAAGAAGAGCAAACAUCAGAACAACACCAGCACAGUACCUGUCGUUGAGGUCGACCCGUGGGGCAAAUAUAUUCGUCUCAGGAACUCGUCCAAUGAGGAGCAACAACUGGAAGGAUGGAGGUUAGAAUUAAAUAUGAGAAAAUCCAUCACGUACACAUUUAAGAACUCAUUCAAACUACAGGCUGGAAACACUUUCACUUUGCGGGCUCCACAUUAUGGUAGCUGUCAUGAUGCCGAUAGCCUGGUGUGGAGUGACCUGAAGUUGAGCCCUGGAGACAAACUGCAGGUCGCCCUCAUCAGCAACACUGGAGAGAUUCACCUCAGAUCAUCAGAUCAUAUUACCAUAUUAUCUCUUGCAGAUAAUAAUUGACCAAGCUGUUAUGUUA